CUACCUCCGUCCCACUGUUUUUGUCCACUUUUGACUUUUGGAACUGUUCAUCUAAGCACUUUGACUCAUCAAAUUCUCUCAAUGUGUAAGUCUAAAAAUAGUCAUGUGUGAUCUUGUUUGAUUCGUCUUAACAUAUAGAUUAUUAAUAUAUAAUUUCUAUAAUUUUUUAAUAUACAAAUUACAAGAUAAAAUGGAUUAAAGAAGUGCAUUGGAUGGUGUGCCGAAAGGAUGCUUCCUUGAAAACGCCCAAAAUCCCCCCAAAGAAACCAAAUCUGACUUUCUACGGCUUCUUCCGUCUUCUUCGCUUCACCAUCCCCAAAUCGCCUGAUUUUUCGCAUCUACACCAAUCUAUACGCGGAUUCUUCCGGGAAGGAGGAAAGAUUCCAUAUAAUCGGCAAUCAGAGAACCGCUACGAGAAGAUAUCGAGUGUAUGGAUAUGGAGGAUUGGUUUAGAGAAUCAUGAUAAGCAAUUAAAGAAUCUGCGUGAAAGGAAGCCAGGCGACCCCGACUCAAUGGCCUCUCUCUUGCUUGAUGGGAACCAAGGCCCCUCGGGUAAGAAAUCAGCUCAAUCGCUUUUUUCUACUUCAUCUUGGGAGAUUAGGCAUGCUUGAGUUGUGCAUUUCUCCGCUGACAACCAUGUUCACCACCUUCUCCUCCAACGUAAGUAUUUUUGAUUUCAAUACUUCAAUAUCUAAUUCUUCGCCAUCAAAAUUCACACCCAAAUUCAGUCUUUCAAAAUUAUGAGUUUUGUUUUACUACACACUUUUUAGCACUAAAUCCUACGAGAUUAUGAAAUUUCUUCCAAAUUACGGAGUAUGAAAGUUAAGAACUUUGUUGAAUAAAAAAUUUUAGUUGAAUGUAUAAUGAGUUGUAAAUAUAGCAUGAUAUAUACACCCUUCUCAAAAAAUUUCACAUAUUGACUUUUUUGGUGAACUCUCUACAUACAUUGACCAUUAAUACAUAUAAAUUUAUAGAAAUAAAUAUUUAAAAAAAGAGAAAAAAACAAAAUAUGUAAUGGGAAGCAUUCUAAUUUGAGGGAUACAUUAUUAUUGUUAAUUAAGGUAUUAAUUUGCAAUUAUAAAUUUCCUAUUGAUUAAAUUAUGAUGUUCGGAUUCAAUAUUUCCAUUUUCAUAAAUGUGAUCAUCAUAUAUCAAAUAAUUAUGUUUAAUAUCAAAUUUUAAAAUGGCAUGAAGGGGUACGAUUAAUGGUUUCUACUGUUCAUUUCAUUUGUUCAUAUGUGUUCGAAUGAUUUAGUCACUAAUCUGUUGCAUAUUGACAUCUAUUCCAAUUUUAACUAGAUUCCUUUUUAAAGCCUGUUAGUUCUCCCUGUGCAAAAUUUGAAUCUCACUUUUUUGUUAAUGAAUUGUAUUAAUCAUGUGUGGAGAUGUGAUUAUAUGGGGAUUUGUGUAUUUAAUGUUUGUGCUUGCAGAUGGCACUACUUUGUCUUCUACUAUUGCUUCAAAGGUGUACAUGGACAUUACCAAUGAUGAACCUAUAUACAUUUUUUAGGAUUUUGCAGGGCCGGGGCAUAUGUGCAAGUGGGAGGAGAGUUAUGAACAUAUGUNUUUUUAAAGCCUGUUAGUUCUCCCUGUGCAAAAUUUGAAUCUCACUUUUUUGUUAAUGAAUUGUAUUAAUCAUGUGUGGAGAUGUGAUUAUAUGGGGAUUUGUGUAUUUAAUGUUUGUGCUUGCAGAUGGCACUACUUUGUCUUCUACUAUUGCUUCAAAGGUGUACAUGGACAUUACCAAUGAUGAACCUAUAUACAUUUUUUAGGAUUUUGCAGGGCCGGGGCAUAUGUGCAAGUGGGAGGAGAGUUAUGAACAUAUGUCCAUUGUUUUGGAUUUUGUAGGCGUAUAUGUGUAAGUGGGAGGAGGAGUACUAAAUCCUAGGAGCUCUGAUAUGUUUGAAUCACCAAGCACUGAACUAAUGAAUGGUUUUUACUUUGUACUCCUCAAGUGGUUUGCCGGAUACUACUCAAAAUCCUACAAUCAAACUAAAACAUUUGUACCGACAUUUUUAUCCUUAAUGAAAGUUGCAUUACUUU
Messenger RNA from Cuscuta campestris, 2042 nucleotides. NCBI's taxonomy places the organism in Eukaryota, Viridiplantae, Streptophyta, Magnoliopsida, Solanales, Convolvulaceae. The record is from the annotation of a GenBank genome assembly.